AUGGGUGAUAUAAGAACUUUUGUUUUCGCUAUAGAAGAUACGGAAACAACACAAGGUUUGUGUAAAACCAUUGGCCGUUCGAGUUCAUUUGAUCAAAAUAGUCUAUGUAAGCCGUACAAUCUAUAUUUUGAUGAGCCAGAACUAAGCAGACAGCAUGCUGUCCUAUGUAUAAAGACACCAAUACCCAAAAUUGAAGGAGUUCCCUCUAUAGAACAACUCCGCAUCUGCAUUCGGGAUUUGAAUAACAAGACUGGUACAGUAAACUUAGUGUCUGAUGGGCCAAAUGAUGAAAUUGAUUUGAAAAAUGGUGAUGCUUUUGGUUUGAUUGCAAUUGAUAAUCAUCCUUUUCGCGACAACCAUCAUUUAGCCGCCAAGUUAAUUUUCCGAAUUGAACUUGAGUAUUUCGAUGAAGCAAGGGAAAUCGUAAAGUGCACUAUUACAAAUGUAACAUUUGGAAAGAAUAAUACAGUGUCAUCUUUCCCUAUUCAUUCUGCAACAUCCACAGAAGAUAGCGAUUCAAGUUGGUACGGAUUGUCGGAAGCGAGUACGCAAACGGAAGUUGCAGAUGAGUGUCAUGAAACGAACACCAUAUUGACUCGAGGUGGUAGGUUUUCUAUCCUUUCGUUGAGAAAAAGAGGCAGCAAGCAAGACCAGAAGAUCUGCAGUAACUUUGAUAGAAAAAUACAUGAAACGAGUUCUUUCGAAGAAGAAAUCGAAGUUUGCACUGACACAGACACCACAGAAGAAAAAGAAGAAGAAGAAGAAAAAGAAGAAGGGGAUGAUGAGGAAGGAGAAAUAGAACUUGAAAUUAUUAGAGUAAAAAGAAUAAAGGGCAGGACGAAGAUAAAGAAGACGCUUACUUGCUUCUCGAAAAACAAGAAAAUUAUUACCCCUCAGCACUCCAAUAGUAUGUGGUUACUACUAAUAGUAAUCUUGAUUUUUGACCGCCUACUAUCGAAUUAA
Molecule: messenger RNA, 963 nt
Organism: Saccharomyces cerevisiae S288C
Lineage: Eukaryota; Fungi; Ascomycota; Saccharomycetes; Saccharomycetales; Saccharomycetaceae
Gene: YGL081W
Exons: 1
Coding region: 1-963 (320 amino acids)
Source: RefSeq, marked reviewed